This is a messenger RNA of Saccostrea cuccullata (small rock oyster), 1935 nucleotides long. Its product is annotated as acidic leucine-rich nuclear phosphoprotein 32 family member A-like. Gene Ontology annotation, molecular function: histone binding. The record is from RefSeq and is a predicted model, not a curated record. NCBI's taxonomy places the organism in Eukaryota, Metazoa, Mollusca, Bivalvia, Ostreida, Ostreidae. The coding region runs from base 104 to 910 and encodes 268 amino acids. Gene Ontology annotation, cellular component: nucleus. The transcript has 8 exons.
UGGAUAAUUGCUCAGCCCGCGCAGUGUUCGCUGUUCAACAUUGUAUUCAAUCGUAAUACAGAUAUAGUAUAGUGGAGCUAUAUACAUAUUUACAUCUUUCAUCAUGUCUAUGGAAAUGGCAAAGCGGAUCGAGUUGGAGAAAAGGGGUAGAAAACCAUCAGAAAUUUUGGAACUGAACUUGGACAGCUGUCGUGCUCCCCAGAUUGACGGUUUGACAGAAGAGUUCUCAGAAUUAGAAUCACUUAGCUUAAUUAAUGUUGGAUUAACAUCAUUAAAGGGGUUUCCCAGCUUACCAAAGUUACAAAAGUUGGAAUUAAGUGAUAACAGAAUCCAGUCUGGCCUUCAUAACCUCCAGGGAUGUCCUAACCUGACACAUCUUAGCCUUAGUGGAAACAAAAUCAAAGAAAUCGACACUUUAGAACCUUUGAAAAACUUCAGUGAAUUAAAGCACCUUGACCUAUUUAACUGUGAGGUGACCCAGUUAGAUGACUACAGAGAGCAGGUGUUUGAACUCCUCCCCAAUCUUAAGUUCCUGGACGGCUUUGAUAGAAACGACAAAGAAGCUGACGAGGAUGAAGAAGAUGGUGAAGAUGGGUCAGAAAAUGAAGAUGAUGAUGACGACGAUGAUGAUGAAUUAGAAAACGAAGAUGAUGAUGACGAUGAUGAGGAGGGUGAUGAUGAUGACGAGGAAGAGGAUGAAGAGGAGGAAGAUGAGGACGGUGUAGAUGAUGAUGACGAGGUUGGUCUAGACUAUCUCCAGAAGGAAGACAUUGAAGAUGACUCUGAGGGUGAGGAUUUUGACCCUGUAGAUGGAGAGAAUGAGGAUGAAGAAGAAGAGGAAGAGGAAGAUGAGGAGCCCAACCGAGGCACCAAGAGGAAACAUGAGGAUGAGGAGGACGGAGAUGAUUGAUCCCCCGUGGGGGGCCCCUGUCUGUAAAUCCAUGUAUAUUUGUACAGUUACUGAUAAAACCAUGUUGUUUGUUGACUGAUGAUAGCUCAGGUUUGCAGCACGUACACCAUCUCACUGAUGAUUCCAGCCUACGAGUGCACUCGAUCUCAUCUCGCCUCAUCCUGAGUGCGCUCGCAGUCUUCUGUUAACACUCGUUCUGAUAUUGAGAGCAGCUUUAGAUCAUCCUUCUUAAAAAGAUACUUAACUCUUAAAUAUUGCGAUCCAGAAUUUUAGUCGAAAAAUGGAACAAGAGGGAAAAACAUUCUUCAUGAAAUCUGAAAUGCAUACAAAUUUAUUUAUGUCUCAUGCUCAUUAGUCGUCAUUGGUUAAAAGAUCAAUGGGAGUGAAUGGAACUUUAAGUGCUGAAUUUACGUUUUAUGUUUAUCAUUAUCACCUGAAUUGUUUUCUUGUAAGAUUGUAAAAAUUACCAAUGAAUUCAUGUAUAAUGUAAUUGAUAUUUAAUUGGCAAGAAAAUGUUUGUUUUUAUUAUGACUGUUAUUUAAUUUAAGCUCUGCCAAGAACAGAUUUUUUUUUCGUAAAUGAUUUUCUUCUCUGGUUUGUUAAGACUGUUACACAUUAUGCAUCUAGGUCUUGAAUUUGCAUGUAUUUAAAUUAGGCUGAGAUUAUCCUGUUAGAGAUUUAAAUCAAUAAAGUGAAAGUAGAAACAAAUUGCAUGCAAAAUAUUUUGAAAGAAUUUUUAUAGUUUAAUAUUAUUGAAUCUGUUUUAUAUGUUACAUGUAUUUUAGUGAAGACUAUAUUAAGUACAUAUCUAGGUUUUCCACUGCCUGUAAAUGUUCAUUAAUUCAGCACUGAAUGUUGAAUGAAGUAUCGAUUGAGAAAUUAUUUUUUUUAAAUGUGUAAAUUUGUAAAUCAUCUCUUAGUAUAUCAUUGUAAAUGACAUCAAACUUAGCAAUUUAUGUGUAUAGAACAGCAAGAGGCAUAACUCUUGCAGCAUCUUGAAAAAUUAAAAGGUUUUUAUAUUGACA